Molecule: messenger RNA, 1608 nt
Organism: Cariama cristata (Red-legged seriema)
Lineage: Eukaryota; Metazoa; Chordata; Aves; Cariamiformes; Cariamidae
Product: teneurin-2-like
Exons: 9
Coding region: 1-1608 (535 amino acids)
Biological process (GO): neuron development; heterophilic cell-cell adhesion
Cellular component (GO): neuron projection
Molecular function (GO): cell adhesion molecule binding; protein homodimerization activity; protein heterodimerization activity
Source: RefSeq, a predicted model, not a curated record
AUGUCGCUAAGAUACAAGCGGAAAGGACUUAUUCAAUUAGCCCCUACCACAGUGCCUAUAACUCAUGCACUCGCGACGCUGGUGCCACGGCCUUUCUCCCGCUCCGUAUCUUACGUGUCGGGCACAGCUGCACGGCCUCCGCUGUACCUGUGGGCCACGCAGGCCGGCCUCCGGCGCGGGGAUGGCCGGAGAGGCCAUGGUGCUGUGCGCCACCAGAAAGCUCUAUGCUUAACUGAAAUUAACGGUAGUUUCUCGCCCAGCGUUUUCACCUGUGCGCGGCCUAUUUAUCUUUCCCGCCCUUGUGUCUCCCCCCCCCCCCGACGUGCUACCCCUCCCGGGGGUUUACUGCACGGACACACCUUCAACAACGGCCGGCGGACGGGCCUGCCGGGCGCGGAGGACGUGGCGACGGCGCCAUCUGGAGGCAGAGGACCAUGGGUCACUAGGAAUAGCAGCAUAGAUAGUGGAGAAACAGAAGUUGGCCGCAGGGUCACCCAGGAAGUGCCCCCUGGAGUUUUUUGGCGGUCUCAGAUCCAUAUCAACCAGCCACAGUUCCUGAAGUUCAACAUAUCCUUAGGGAAGGAUGCUCUUUUUGGUGUUUAUAUAAGAAGAGGACUCCCGCCAUCACAUGCCCAGUAUGAUUUCAUGGAACGCUUGGAUGGGAAAGAGAAAUGGAGUGUGGUGGAGUCCCCACGGGAACGUCGAAGUAUUCAGACCCUUGUUCAGAAUGAGGCUGUGUUUGUUCAAUACUUGGAUGUGGGUUUGUGGCACCUGGCAUUUUACAAUGAUGGGAAGGACAAAGAAGUGGUGUCUUUCAGUACAGUUAUUUUGGAUUCAGUGCAAGACUGCCCACGUAAUUGUCAUGGGAAUGGCGAGUGUGUAUCAGGGGUCUGCCACUGUUUUCCAGGAUUUCAUGGAGCAGAUUGUGCUAAAGCUGCCUGCCCGGUUCUGUGCAGUGGCAAUGGUCAAUACUCUAAAGGCACCUGCUUAUGCUACAGUGGCUGGGAAGGGCCAGAAACCACCAGCCAGUGUAUCGAUCCCUCAUGUGGAGGUCAUGGUUCCUGCAUCGAAGGGAACUGUGUCUGUUCUGUUGGCUAUAAAGGAGAAAACUGUGAAGAAGUUGAUUGCUUAGAUCCAACGUGCUCCAACCACGGAGUCUGCGUGAAUGGAGAAUGUCUCUGCAGCCCAGGUUGGGGUGGAAUAAACUGUGAGCUCCCCAGAGCCCAGUGUCCAGACCAGUGUAGUGGGCACGGUACCUACCUGUCUGACACAGGUCUUUGUAGCUGUGAUCCCAACUGGAUGGGUCCUGAUUGCUCCGUUGAAGUCUGCUCUGUAGACUGUGGCACUCAUGGGGUGUGCAUUGGUGGAGCAUGUCGCUGUGAAGAAGGGUGGACAGGAGUGGCAUGUGACCAGCGUGUGUGUCAUCCCCGUUGUACGGAGCACGGAACUUGUAAAGAUGGGAAAUGUGAAUGCAGAGAGGGCUGGAAUGGGGAGCACUGCACCAUUGGUAGGCAAACGACAGGCACCGAAACAGGCACAUAUUGCUUUCUUUUCAUAAAUCGUAGAAACAUAGUUACUGUUGUGUAUUGUAAUAGGCUGUUCCUUUAA